GCCUCCAGUUGGAAACGGGAGCACGCCACGUGAAAGUAGGAAGGGGAGGCUAUAGCCGGACCGACGUCGCUUCGUGCGCUUCAGUCGUUCGUGGACCUCGAAGGACGAUAGAGGUCGAAGAGGACAUUUCCUCCUUUUCCUUCCUGACUGGAUUCUUCGUCCUUCGUCUUCAAGAAGAGGAAGAAGAGGAGGAAGAAGAAGAAGAAGGAUCCUCUUCUCUCCUUCUCAUCCUCUUAUUCAAGUUGCAAUUCUCUUAGGACGGCUCUUCGAGUUCCAUCGACUUCCUCGGUCAUCAAUUUUUUUCUUUUCCUUAAGACGUCAGAGAGACCAAAGGGAAGGAUGCAUCGACAGGUAUACCUCGUCGUUGGAGUCAUCUUCCUGGGCUAUCUUCAAGAUUAUGUGUCCGGCGCGUGUCCCCGGAUAUGUCCACCAAGCGGGGAGCCAGUAUGCGGCAGCGACGGUAUCAUAUAUGCUUCCCAGUGUGAAAUGCGGAAGAAGAUGUGUGGAAAGGGAGUGACUAUGGCGACAGAGAAAACUGCUUGCUUGAGGUCAUCGGGUAGCAAGUGCGAGCAUCGUUGUUCCGGCGAUCAGGAUCCGGUAUGCGGUACCGAUGGUCGAACUUAUCUCAACAAAUGCAUGAUCAGAGUCGAAAUCUGCAGGGUGGGAAUCGAGCUCUCGCAUCUUGGACCAUGCAACAAUAUUUCUGCUCACAGAGAAAACUGUCCGGUUUCGUGCGAUUUUGCACCACUCGAUGGUCCCGUAUGCGGUAGCGAUGGCAACGUUUACAAGUCGACUUGUCAAAUGAAGUUACUCACAUGCGGACAAGGAGUCGUACGUACGAAUAAGAAACAUUGCCAGACCACAAGACAUUGUCGUGAAUCGUGUUGGCGUGGUGCUAAGCCAGCCUGUGGUAGCGACGGUAUCCUCUAUGCGAACACCUGCAAAAUGCGAGCUAAGAAUUGCGGAAAGCACGUGUUUGAAGUGCCAAUGUCAUUCUGUGUGUCGCGAGAACGGACAUCCGGAAGUCAGUCGAACGCGUGUCCGCUCGACUGUAGGCACGAGCCGGAAGUACCGAUCUGUGGAUCGGACGGAAAUAUCUAUAGGAACGAGUGCGAAAUGCAGAUGCUCAACUGCGGGCAAGCUAGAAGGAAGGUGACCAUAGUGGACUUCGAGAAGUGUCGGCCACGUUUAACGAAGUGCAUGAAGCAACAGCAACGUUGUGGAAACGAAGUGGAUCCGGUCUGUGGAAGCGACGCUAGUACAUAUCCAAAUCAAUGUCACUUAAACGUGGCGAUCUGUCUGAAGGGUAUCCAAUUGGCUCAUGUUGGCGAAUGUACGACCUUGAAGGAAACAGAAGAGUGUCCUGAAGAUUGCAACGAAGUUCCAGAGGAACCAGUUUGUGGAAGCGACGGGAACGUUUAUCGCUCGCUUUGCCAUCUUCGCCACGAAACAUGUGGUCAGAGGGUAGUUCAAGUUCCUGCUCAGCAUUGUCGUACCACAGCGCUUUGUAAUCAAAUUUGUAGUGGAGAACGUCAAUUCGUUUGCGGUUCGGAUAACAAGCUUUAUCGUAACGAGUGUGAAAUGAAGAGGGACAAUUGCGGGAAACACGUAUACGUGGUACCAAUGAAACGGUGCGUUCAAGGUUUCUUGUUCCGUGGCUGUCAAAAGAUCUGUCCACCAUAUUACGAUCCAGUUUGUGGCACCGACGGAAUGACCUAUAGCAACGAGUGUUUCUUGGAAAUAGAAAAUUGCCGUAGCAGAAGCCUCGUCUCUAAAAAGUAUCACGGUGUUUGUGGCCAACCAACGGAGGAACCGAAAAAUUAUUUGUAUUAAUUCGACGUUCGAUCGACGUUAAAUCAAUCGAUAUAUUGAUUGAGAAAAUCGAUUUGAGAAAGAAAAAAAAAGUAAUAAUAAUAAUAAUAAUAAUAUUAAUAAUAAUAAUAAUAAUAAUAAUAAUAAUAUUAAUAUUAAUAAAAAUAAUAAUAAAAAUACGUACCGGGCUACAUCGAAGGGAGAUCGAUCGGCGAUACUAUACUAAAAGAAAAUUGUCCUUGAAAUCUUUACGAAACGAUCCGUUUCGUCGAUCGAUCUUUAGAUAUAUGUAAAUGAUCGCGCCUCGUCUUUCGAAAAAUGUGAUUUUGAGAGAUUCGACGAUGUGUAUAACGUAAUAUAUUAAUUUGUAAAAAAAUUUUAAGGCGCGCAGUAUCGUAUUUAUAAAAGAAAUGUGAAGGAAAAAAAGAAAAAUCUUUUGAACGACGAAAUCGGUCGACUAAUUAUUAUUCCAUAUCGUUCGAUCAAUUUCAUUCAAAGAGAAAAUCUUUAUCUAUUAAUACUUUAAAUGAGCUUGCCAAGAGAAAAUGAUAAAUUUCAUAAUAUUGAAAAUCUUGCCAAGUUAAUAAAGAUACAUAUUAUCGUUGAAAGCCGUUAGAUAAUCGACUUUUAAUAGGAUCGCUAUACUAUACUUGAUCGCUUUGUCUGAUCUAUCGUUUUGUCGAUCUUUUGCGAACACAUUCGUGAAUCAUCGUACGAUGUCGUACUUUCGAUGUAAAAUGUCUUGAAAUAAUUAACCCUCAAAUGCGUGUGUAGGUAUGUGUACGUGACAAUACAUACGUUACGACAUAUUGUAACCUAUGUAGCACAAAAAUUUAGUUUUUUAAUAAAUUCAAAUUCUUCGAGAAAUUAUGAUAAUAUAUCUAAUUAUUUUUUAUUUAAAUAUUAUAUAAAAAAUAUAUUAUAAAUAUUUUAUCUAUAUAUAGAUUAUUUACCUAUGU
Vespula pensylvanica (western yellowjacket) is the source of this 2771-nucleotide messenger RNA. Its product is annotated as agrin. The transcript has 10 exons. Gene Ontology annotation, biological process: cell differentiation; multicellular organism development. Bases 340 to 1833 code for a protein of 497 amino acids. Gene Ontology annotation, molecular function: protein binding. The record is from RefSeq and is a predicted model, not a curated record. Lineage: Eukaryota; Metazoa; Arthropoda; Insecta; Hymenoptera; Vespidae.